This is a messenger RNA of Neodiprion fabricii, 2925 nucleotides long. RefSeq names its product endonuclease III-like protein 1. Gene Ontology annotation, biological process: nucleotide-excision repair; base-excision repair; base-excision repair, AP site formation. Gene Ontology annotation, cellular component: nucleus. NCBI's taxonomy places the organism in Eukaryota, Metazoa, Arthropoda, Insecta, Hymenoptera, Diprionidae. The transcript has 5 exons. Gene Ontology annotation, molecular function: DNA binding; oxidized pyrimidine nucleobase lesion DNA N-glycosylase activity; DNA-(apurinic or apyrimidinic site) endonuclease activity. The coding region runs from base 730 to 1797 and encodes 355 amino acids. The record is from RefSeq and is a predicted model, not a curated record.
AUGUCGGUAACGUAUUGACAAAAGUGGGGCCGUGUAUCCGUGAUGUUAUUCACUAUCGACAAAAGAAGUGAACAUAAAUUAUCUACCGAUAGUCGUUUUCCUAUUGUAAAUUAGAUAAAAAUCUCUGUUUUGUUUUAUUAAUUACCCACAUUUACGCGUCAAAAAGCUUGGGUGCUCUGGUUGACAUUCGAUCGAAGAAUUCAGCACGACUGUCAGUCUAAAUUUUAGCAACGGUUUUAACCCGUGAGUACCCUGAAGUUGACGCUGUAGCGGUGAUGCUUGUGUGGUAAGCUGGAAACGCUGUGGAUGCAGAUCUAUUUAUCGAACGUGGUCAAAUUUUUCGUUCGAUAAAACAAAGCCACCGAGAGACGCGGUAAACUUUCUCAAAAAUAUUACCUUGAACCUAGCCACGAAUUAAUUGUCAGCCUCAGCCAAUGAUAAAGAGAUGAGCUGUUCUCUUUCAUCGCGAAUCCAUAUUUCAAACCGCGAAACGCGUGUUUCCUCGUUUUCGAUGCCUUGUAUGUAAACAAUUUACGAUUAUUACCACACUGCGCAAGAAACACGAAGACAAGAUCUCGAUUUCCAGCACAAAGCAAUUACCGUGCCCCCGACUCGACCGGCCUUUGCUUGCUGUUGACAAUGCUCCGAAAUUCAUCGCACCAAAUAGAUCGGAACUCAAGUAACGGCUGCCAAAAACUAUAAACGAACUGAAUACAUUGAGAAUAAAAAAUGAACAAGAAAUUGAAAUUGAAUAACUUGACUGCCUCGCCGAGAUAUACAAGGUCAAUGAAAAAACCACAGAUCGUAGAACCUGUGAGCGGCGCGACAGCGACAACCUCGGAAAACACCACUUCACAAUAUUUUUUAAACAAAUUAACAGAGAAAAAAUUACAAGCAGACACCCGCGAAGUGUUGGUCAAAAAACACAAAAAUCCGAUCAAAGUGGAAUAUGAAUCAGAGCCUGAUCAUGAGAGAAAAGCUGGAGAAGCAGCAUUGCUGCAAACAGAGAUUGUGAAGUCUGAAAUGGAUGAAAAAUGGGAGCCCGCUGACUGGCGAGUCAUCUUGGAUAACAUCCUUGAGAUGAGAAAGAAUCACACAGCUCCCGUCGAUUCGAUGGGCUGCCACAUGUGUUCAGAUCCGAACGCAAACCCAUCUGAUGCUAGAUUCCAGGUUCUUGUCGCUCUGAUGCUCAGUAGCCAGACCAAAGACGAAGUAACCCAUGCCGCGAUGAAGAAACUGAAAUCUCACGGCUGCACGCCUGGAAAUAUCAAAAUCACCUCAAAGGAAACACUCGGGCAGCUGAUUUAUCCCGUCGGUUUUUGGAGGCGAAAAGCUGAGUAUAUAAAAAAGACUACAGAUAUACUGUUACAACAAUAUGGUGGAGACAUACCAAAGACAGUAGAAGGCUUGUGCAAGCUGCCUGGAGUUGGUCCGAAGAUGGCUCACCUCUGCAUGCAGGUUGCGUGGGGUGAAGCUUCUGGGAUUGGAGUGGAUACGCACGUUCACCGAAUAUCAAAUCGUCUCGGCUGGGUGAGAAAGCCAACAAAAACACCGGAACAGACUAGGGUGCAGCUGCAAUCGUGGUUACCUAAAGAGAAGUGGGUCGAAGUGAAUUACAUUUUGGUCGGAUUUGGUCAAGAGAUUUGUCUACCCGUGCGGCCAAAGUGCUCAGAUUGUUUGAACGUCAAUAUUUGUCCUUACGGUGCAGAUUUUAAAACCAGCUGGUCCCAAUCAGUCGCGUCAUCUGGAUGUGAAUACGCUCAUUAUCAAUUUCAAUAUGCAGAUGAUGUAAACUAAGUUGGACGCCAAGUAAACCAGAAAUGUGAUCCAGAGGACGAUCAUCGUUCUUUCGUGCUGAGGGUUCAAUUGGGAAACCGGGACGUUCAGCGCUGGUUUCUCGGUGCAAGUGAUCAGCAAGAUGAUGAAAAGACGUGUCUAGUGAUACAAAUUUAUCUCGAGGUUAACGUAGAGCGUAAAACUAAUGUUCAAAUAUGUACGCAGCUUAACACCUGCUUAUUGUUAUUACAUCCCACUCGAUAUCGUUUUACGUUUCUCUGUCACGCGGUUUUUAUUUUUUAUCCUCUUCUACUUCUUCUUCUUCUUCUUCUGCUUCUUUUUCUUUGCAGAUAAUUACAGUCGUGCCUUCGCCUUGAUAUCCAUACAUUACGUACGUAGCUCAAUUUUAAUCCUUCGACAAUCCUGAAUUUUACAACAUUCUUUUUUUAUCCGUCUAAUUUUUUUCCUUUCUGCAAUUCCUUCUCCUAUAUCCGUGAAAACUUUUCUCUCGUCUGAGAAAUUCGAUCAUUCAUUCAAUCGUUCAUUGUUCUAAACUUCUUUACUCGAUUAUUUAUUUUUUUAACUUGUAUCAAAUUCACUUGUUCAAUAAUAAUUCAAUAUAUUUACUCAUUGAUCUGCUCGCUAUGUUAAAUGAACCGUUUAAUUCACUCAUUUGUUCGAUUCAUUGGAGAUUAUUAUACGGUUAAAGAACAGUGCAAUAGAUGUAUAAAAAAAAAUUAUUUAAAUGAGUACAGACACGAUUUGUGAUUAUUCGGAAUUUUCUAAUCUCGCGAAAUAAUUCUCCUUGAUUCUUAUCUAAUCAUAUAUCACGUCUGCUUGUCUAUUAGUGAAUAUUAAUCGAUGUCGAUUACCUUCAAAUAAAUAUGCCACGUGAUUUAUUCAUAUGGCAAUAAAUAAUAAUAAUAAUAAUGAUACCAUCACGUGCCUACGCCUAUGACGAAACAAAUUCGGCGUAGUUAGAAACUAUCAAAGUUUAAUUAGUUUACGAAUAGAGUAGAAUUGUUUUUAUUGUUACGCUAACAGACGAUUGCUCACAAUGACGAAUGGAGUAAUUAUCUGCAAAUCGCCUGGAACUAAAUUUACGAUGUUUUUCAUUCGUCAAUGUAUGUAAAGAAAUAUAAUAAUACA